AUGGACCUCUCCGGCUUCGAUACCCAGUCCAUGACCUACCUGGCCACGCUGCAGCAGCACCCCAAUGUCGGCGGCAGCCAGGAUCCCUUCCAGGAGAUGCUGCUACCCACUGAGUUUGGCGACCACCAGUCUACGUAUGGCGGCUAUGCAGGGAGCGACGACCUCAAUCUGCAUGGCUUGCAAGCCCCGCAGCAGCAGCACAACCUCAAGCGAUUCGCAGCGAGCGCCUACGAAGACCCAUUCUCAGAUGUUGUCAGCGCAUUCGACAACCCAGUACACAAUGAGCCCCAGGACCCAGAGACGCCCUCAAUCGAUCGAGACAACAAGCUCCUCAGCUUCUCGUUACCCAGCUUCGACUACACACUCCUCGAUUACACCUACCGCCGAACCACGAUAUCGCUAUCAGCUCAGCUCCAUGGCAUGUUCUUCUUGGCCGAGUCGCCUUGGGCGUCUGCGGGAGAUGCAAAUCCACCGCCGUCAGAGCUCACUUGCUAUCGACGAAAUCUGUUUCAGAUCACUGGAGAAAUCACAUUACCGAGGACACUCCGAUAUAUCAUGACCGACCAGGGAGAACAGAUACCGAUCAUUGGGCAAGAGCUGGUGAUAAGCGCGACAGAAUCAACAGAGGGCAACUCGGUCAAGAUCAUAUCAGUGCCGUGGAAGACGCCAGCGAAUCCCAAUGCGCCGGUGCCAGAGGAUAAGGUGGAGCGAGAGCCACCAUCAAUACCCCUGGAUCUCAUGAACGUACAAGAGAUGAGCACCGACUUUGCUAGCUUCCCAUUUCAAUGGAAGCGAUUGCAAUUCAGAAUCGCUACAGCGAACAAUGGAAGGAGAAAGGAGCUACAGCAGCACUUCGUUGUGAGACUGAAAGUGCUGGCCACGCUCGCGACUGGCGGCAAGAUUCCAAUCUGCGAAGUGCAAUCUGGGGCGAUUAUCGUUCGUGGGCGAAGUCCGCGCAACUUCCAAUCAAGGAAAGAUUUGCCAUUGAACGGCGGUGGGCAUGUGAGGAAGUCUUCAACGUUGGCAGGACAGCAGCCCACUCGAGCUGCAACGGUAGCUGGAGAAAAGAUCAGGAACGAAGCUCCAACAUCUGCUCCAGUGAAGACAGAGGCACCAGCGCCAGCAUUGUCAAUGGCCGGCUUCUACGAUAACAACGACGUAGGUGCGAACAACGAUACCUUCGAUUGGGCACAAGCCAAUGCGGGAGCUCAAGCGGACGACACAGCAGCGCAAGAGCCCAGAACAACACCACCAAAUGCCGCCUAUGCAUACGCCAGAUCCUCACCAGGUCAAAUGCGACCUCCCCAGGCUCCACGCCCAUCAAUCGCGCCCAUCAACUUAUCCCUAGUCGAAGACGACUCACCCAGAGCUGGAAGCAGCGCAACACCACCAGAUGGCCGUGCCGCGAAGAAGCUCCACAUACCCCCUCGACCUCCUUCCUUCUCGAUCAAUACGAUCAACAGUCCGGAUGAGAGCGCGGAUCUUUUGUAUGAAUACUUUCCUCUUGGAUUAGAUGACUGGAUGCCUCCGGUGGACGCGGUGUAUAGACCUCACGUGGUGCAUCAUACGAAGCUUCCUUCGGAUCCUAGGGACCCGACUAUGAGUGCUAAGUCCAGGAGCAAACGACUUUACGUUAGCUGA
Molecule: messenger RNA, 1641 nt
Organism: Zasmidium cellare ATCC 36951
Lineage: Eukaryota; Fungi; Ascomycota; Dothideomycetes; Mycosphaerellales; Mycosphaerellaceae
Exons: 2
Coding region: 1-1641 (546 amino acids)
Biological process (GO): positive regulation of transcription by RNA polymerase II; meiotic cell cycle
Cellular component (GO): nuclear chromosome
Molecular function (GO): DNA binding; DNA-binding transcription factor activity
Source: RefSeq, a predicted model, not a curated record